GGAACCAAAGGCUAAUGACGAUCACUCUAUAAAGGAUGUGAUUGUAACAAUGGCAGAAUCCUCUUCUCUACACGGCAUCUCCCGCGGAGUGGCCUCUAAGCACUGGUACCAGAGAGUUCUUUGGUUUCUUGUCUUCUUCGCAGCUACAGGUGGAGCUAUCUACCAACUUUCUCGUCUGUUCUCGUCGUAUAGCUCAUACCCAGUAAAAACUUCGGUGGAAUUAAAAUUCUCAAGUCUUUCGUUUCCUGCCGUGUCCUUCUGCAAUAUGAACCCCAUCAAAAUGUCAAAACUGGGACUGGCAAGCAAAGAAACUAUAAAAAUAAUAAACGGCACUGGACAACUAGCGGGUAAGAGAAAGAAAAGAGACACCUCUAGCGAUGUUCUUUUGGCCAAGAUUCGCUAUUUUGCCUCAAAGAAAACGCAACAGAGACCACAUUUGGUAAAAGGACAUGAUCGCAAUAAAAAAGAACCCAAAUCGUCGUUAAAAAAUAUACUUCAUAGGGUCAAAAGAAGCAGCUCAUGUGGAAAUGGAUCCAUGUUGUGCACUGGAUAUUUUGAAAAUUCAGAUCACUAUGAUAGAUACAUGCAGAGUAUGCUAUCAGAAGACGCUUUUGUUCAGGAUGAGUGGAACAAACGAGUGUCGAGUUUUCGAUCCGCAUUUCAAAAGAACGCCAGAGACAUCAGAGAGGACAUUGGUCACAAUAUUUCGGACAUGUUGUUAUCAUGUGCAUUCGAUGGAAAAGAAUGUUACGCUGAAAACUUUACCCUUUUCCAGUCUUUGGAAUAUGGCAACUGUUACACCAUUGAAAGCAGUUCCUUCGUCACGAAGCAAUCUGGACCGCUUCUUGGAUUAAGACUGACAUUAAAUAUUGAGACUUCAGAGUAUAUUGACAACUACAUGGACGCUCAUGGCGUAAGGCUGGUAAUUCACGAACCUGGAACUCUUCCAUUUCCAGAGGAUGAAGGCUUCACCCUCAACCCUUCAUAUGAAACAACAAUAGGAAUGAGAAUGCUAUCGAUCCAUCGGGCAUCACAGCCACAUGGUAAUUGUGACAAUGGUGAAGACUUUAUGAGGCUGUUUGGAAUUCGAUAUACAAUUCCGUCCUGUUUGAAACUCUGCAAGCAAAGGGAGAUAAUGGAGAGGUGUUCUUGUUUACCGUCUACGUCCUAUGUGAAUGUCGGGAACUAUGAUGGUUACAAGCCCUGUUCACUACACCAUGUGGAUGUUGACUGUGAAAAAUUUGUCAACUACCAGAUUGAAAACCAGCUUAUUACCUGCAACUGUCUCAGUCCAUGCAAAUAUACUGCAAUAGGGGAUUAUUAUAAUCUCUGUAACAUUUCUUUCCUCAGACAAUUUGUUUACAAAACAAGUUUAUCUGGAAGGAAAUGGCCAAGUGAAACGUAUAUGUCGGACAAUCUGAUGAAAGAUCUCUGCCAUAAUAGGAAUAUUUGGUAUUUUAAAGGAAUGUGCGAAAAUCUUAAAUUGAAAGCAGUAACAAAGACGGAAUCAGAAAGUGCCGUAAGAAAUUUUUUGAAAACGGAAAUAUACUACGAAGAUCUGAAUUAUGAAAUAAUUACCGAGGAACCUCUUUAUGAUGGAUUUCAGCUAAUCUCAGACAUAGGUGGCGCCCUAGGACUCUUUAUGGGAGCUUCCAUCAUAAGCUUUGUAGAGGUUUUGGCUUUCAUUAUAGAAGUGAUAAAUUUUCUUUGGAAAAAAAUUUCCAUCCAAAGAAUAUUCACCAAAAGCACCCAAGUUCUUGAUUUUAAAGAAGAAAAGGAACACAAAAAAGAUUCAAACGCAUAG
Molecule: messenger RNA, 1804 nt
Organism: Saccostrea cuccullata (small rock oyster)
Lineage: Eukaryota; Metazoa; Mollusca; Bivalvia; Ostreida; Ostreidae
Product: degenerin deg-1-like
Exons: 12
Coding region: 50-1804 (584 amino acids)
Biological process (GO): sodium ion transmembrane transport
Cellular component (GO): plasma membrane
Molecular function (GO): ligand-gated sodium channel activity
Source: RefSeq, a predicted model, not a curated record